CCUGCUAAUUCUUUCUGUUGGUCAGUGUGCAGUGAUUAUCCUCCUAUAAUCAGCCACCCAAAGAGAUUGUGGUCAUGUCUCCCCUCCCUGCCCCCCUCAUCAUGGCUCUGUUGCAGCUUGUAGUUUUUACACAUGCAAGUGGUGGAGCGUACUAUGGGCACAAACAGCUCUCUCAGCCAUACCAGCAAAUACAACACCUUCAACAUAUGGGCAUGGGCAAAGGAGGCUUCUCUCAGCAACAGUACCUUGGCAAAGAAGUUCCUUACAUGCAGUACCCACACUACAGAAAAGAGCUUCCCCAGAUUCCCCAUGUUCCCCAGAUCCCCAUACUCAAAGGCAAAGAAAAUGCUCGGAAAGGGGUCAACUAUUUUGGUGGUCAAGAUAAAGGUUUGACGAUCCCUAGUGCAGUUGAGGGAAUUCCUCAAGGAGAACCAGGACCAAUAGGACCACCCGGACCAGAGGGUCCUCAGGGACAGCCUGGACCUCUUGGACCACCAGGCAUUGGACAGGCAGGUCCUGUAGGCCAACCUGGACCUCCAGGUCCACCUGGAAUACCUGGAAUGGGGAAACUUGGUUUGCCAGGAUUGCCAGGAAAACAAGGAGCACAUGGCGAGCGUGGGCCACAGGGCAAAAUGGGUCCUAGGGGAGAGGAAGGGCUAGUUGGACAGACAGGGUCUCGAGGUCCCCCAGGACCCCCCGGCCUCCCAGGAAUAGGUAAACCAGGGCUGCAGGGAUUACCCGGUCAACCAGGGUCCAAAGGAGAGCCAGGUCACAAGGGCUUGCCAGGACUUCCAGGAUUACCAGGACCUAAAGGAGACAAAGGGAUGGGACUGCCUGGACAACUUGGUCACAAAGGACUUCCUGGGCCUCAAGGACUUGCUGGUCCAAGAGGGCUGCCUGGUUUUGGAAAACCAGGAUUGAGUGGCCCACCGGGUCCACAGGGAUUGCCAGGACAUAAAGGACAUCCAGGGGAGCCAGGGCCCCCAGGCCCAACAGGGAACGGAGGACAGCGUGGCCCACCAGGUCUACCUGGUCAAGGAAAGCCAGGUCCAAAUGGCCUGCCAGGACAGCCAGGGACACCCGGUGAGAAAGGUCAUUUAGGACCACCGGGUUUGCCUGGAAAAACAGGCCUGCCUGGAUUUGGUAAACCAGGACUUCCAGGAGCAAAGGGUGAAAAAGGCAUAGGUGGACAACCUGGAUCUCCAGGUGAUAAAGGAGACAAGGGUCGGGAUGGACUGCCUGGCAUUCUUGGACCUCCUGGACCAAAUGGCCCAUCAGGUCCCCCAGGCUCCAUGGGACCUCCAGGAAGUAUAGGUACCCCUGGUCCUAAAGGAGAAUGUGGAGAUGAGGGACCUAAAGGGCUUGAUGGGUCCAAAGGUGACCUUGGUAUUCCAGGACUUCCUGGUACAAAUGGUUUGCCUGGAGAUCGUGGAGAACCAGGACCAAGAGGUUCACCUGGACCAAGUGGUCCCAAAGGAACUGAUGGACAGAGAGGUUUACCUGGUACGCCUGGACCCCCAGGUGCACCUGGUACAAGAGGACAAGGGGGAUUACCUGGAGAAAUGGGGCCUCAAGGUCCUAAAGGAAAUCCAGGACUGGAUGGUAUAGUGGGACCAGAAGGGCUUUCUGGUCCUCCAGGUCCUAAAGGGGAAAAUGGUCCUCCUGGUCCACCAGGAAUGGCAGAGAAUGGGAGUCCAGGUCUACCUGGUCCCAUUGGACCCCCGGGAAGAGAAGGCCCAUCUGGACCACCUGGUCAACCAGGUCAGCCUGGGCCUCCUGGUGCACCUGGAGAGCCUGGCUUGUCUCCAGACAUGGCUGGAGUGCUCUCUCAGAUGGCCCCAGGGCUAGAUGGUGUUAAAGCUGGAAGUUAUGAAAAGAAGAGCAAAUAUGGUGGAAAUAGUGCAGAAGUGUUGGGUCUUAGUGGGCUGGAGAUGCCAGCCUUUACAGCCACAGCAACAACACCGUUUCCACCGGUGGGCACUCCUGUUGUGUUUGAUAAGCUUUUGUACAAUGGUCGCCAAAACUACAACCCCCAGACAGGAAUAUUCACCUGUGAUGUGCCUGGCAUUUAUUACUUUGCCUACCAUGUUCACUGCAAAGGAGCAAACGUGUGGGCGGCUUUAAUGAGAAACAAUGAGCCAGUGAUGUACACGUAUGAUGAAUACAAAAAGGGUUUCUUAGACCAAGCAUCAGGAAGUGCAGUACUACCUCUACAACCCGGGGACACAGUGUACAUUCAGAUGCCUUCAGAUCAGGCCUCAGGACUUUAUGCUGGGGAGUAUGUCCAUUCGUCCUUUUCAGGUUUUUUGUUAUAUCCAAUGUAAACAUGAAAACAUUCAUGAAGAGAAAAGCCUCAGUGAGAAGAAUGAAGGAAGCUUAUUUUAUGUCAGACCGAACAUUUUGUGUAUUGUUGACCUCAUCAGCAAAGAUGAAGGGAUGUGAUUUUUAUUGUAAAAU
Molecule: messenger RNA, 2457 nt
Organism: Nematolebias whitei (Rio pearlfish)
Lineage: Eukaryota; Metazoa; Chordata; Actinopteri; Cyprinodontiformes; Rivulidae
Gene: col8a1a
Product: collagen, type VIII, alpha 1a
Exons: 3
Coding region: 75-2324 (749 amino acids)
Cellular component (GO): basement membrane
Molecular function (GO): protein binding
Source: RefSeq, a predicted model, not a curated record